AUGAAGAGAAAGGCUUCCGAUGCCGCAAUUGAUUCUGAAUCAAACUUCUCUUCCUCACAGCCAACCACAAAUACCUUCACCUCCCGCCACGAUACCAACACCAACACCCCAGUGACCUCGCCUGGCAACAGUCGAAACAGCGAGACCGGCUCCCAGGGAUGGGGUUGGGACUGCAACUCCAUGCCUACAGUCGCUAUUCCUGCUGCACCCGCUGCCGCAUCGCCUGCACCAGUUGACUCGGUUCAGCAACCACCACUGAAGAAGCAGCAUGUCGCCCAACCAGCCCCAGUACAAGCUACACCUACAACACGGCAGGCUCCCGCACCCAUGAGAGCCAUGCCACAGCAUCCCAUGUUUGCAAACCAAAUGUUGGCAGCAUCAGGCAACAAGCCCAUUGAUAUGGACGCCUUUUUUGCUUCACGCCCCAGGAUGCCGCAACAGCAAAGCGUUGAAGAAGGAUAUAAGCGAUCGCUGGAGCACUUCCCUAACCCGGGUCUGAUGUUCCCCAUGCCUUCGCUGGAAUUCGACUUUCGCAUCUCUGUCAAACUCAACCCCGAAUUAUCCCGUGCGGAAAACCGCGUGCACAAGGAAAUCAUCACCGUUGCAUCCGGGUCUUGGUCCGGCUCUUUCGGAAAUGGACGUGUCUUGGCUGGUGGAUAUGACCUCGGACAAGCUCGGGGAUACCGACCCAUCCGCAUCGUUGAGGGGGCGUUUGUGCUACAAACAUCCGACCAAGUACCUGCCAUCUUCGAAAUGAGAACUCGAGGCUCCCUCUCUGGCCCAUGCAACAUUCUCGAUACCCUCCUCAGCCCCCAAAGCCCCAAGGAGAUUGAUCCCAGACAGUACAGCUUCCGCAUGUUCAGCACCGUCAAAGCAGCCGAUCGCCGUUACGCUGAGAUUGUCAACUGCGGGCUCUGGGUCGCAUGUGGUGUAUGGAAGGGCGAUGAGCUCAUCAUUGACGCUUACCGCGUAAUAUAA
[Torrubiella] hemipterigena is the source of this 978-nucleotide messenger RNA. NCBI's taxonomy places the organism in Eukaryota, Fungi, Ascomycota, Sordariomycetes, Hypocreales, Clavicipitaceae. The record is from the annotation of a GenBank genome assembly.